Molecule: messenger RNA, 1908 nt
Organism: [Torrubiella] hemipterigena
Lineage: Eukaryota; Fungi; Ascomycota; Sordariomycetes; Hypocreales; Clavicipitaceae
Source: the annotation of a GenBank genome assembly
AUGCCCUGUUGGGAAUCGCGCAGGCGCAGCUGUCAUCAACUAAGCGACUGUGGCAUGACUUAAAAUCCAGGACACCGUCACACGCACCAGCUGCGAGCCUUUUCUCAGCCUGCAUCUCACAUUUUGCCCUGCUGCUCUACAAUCACAAGGCACUAGCAACAAUCAUGGCUAUCAAAGACACCCUCUCCAAGCUCGCUAAGCGCAGCUCCAUCAUCCCCGCCUCAUUUGGAAAGGCCAACGGUACUACAAAUGGCACCACCACCACCAACGGCACAAAUGGCACUACAGAAAGCACCUCGCAUUGUGGCCCGCUUGAGAAGCCUGCCACGGAGGAGGCUGCCAACAAGACCAAGGAUUCUGCUCGCUUCAUCAUCAUUGGUGCUGGUUCCAGAGGCUACGCCUACGCCAACGCCAUUCAUAAGUUCACCAAUGGUGUAGUCGCCGCUGUGGCAGAACCCUACAAAUUCAAGAGAGAGACUAUUGGCAAGAAGUUCAUCUGGGGUAGUGAGGAACCCUCGGAGGGCCAAUCCUUCGAGGCCUGGGAUGAGUUCCUCGAGUACGAGCUGGCUCGUCGUAAGAGAGUUGCCGAUGGCGAAGAGAACGUGCCUCCUGGUGUCGAUGGCAUCUUCAUCUGUGUCCUCGAUGAGAUGCACCACGAGCUUGUCGUCAAGCUGGCUCCUCUCGGCCUCAGCAUCAUGUGCGAGAAGCCUCUGUCCACCUCUCUCAAGUCGUGCAUUGAGAUGUACAACGCCGUCCACAAGAACCUCAACAGCAGCGUCUUCUCCAUCGGCCACGUUCUCCGCUACAGCCCUCAUAACCUUGUCCUUCGCCGCCUACUGAUUGACGAAAAGGCCAUUGGCAACAUCAGCUCCGCCACACACACCGAGCCCGUAGGCUGGUGGCACUUUACACACGCCUUUGUCCGCGGCAACUGGCGAAACUCCAAGACCACCGCUCCCUCGCUUCUCACCAAGAGCUGUCACGACAUUGACUUUUUGCUGUGGCUGCUCUGCUCUCCUGAAAAGGCUGGCCAGGGCGAGCCUCAUCUUCCUACGACCGUCUCUUCAUCUGGUGGCAUCCACUUCUUCAAGAAGAGCCGCAAGCCUGCCGCCGCCGGUGACGCCACCAACUGCACAAAAUGCCCCUUGGGCGACUCUGGCUGCAAGUACUCUGCCAAGAACCUGUACCUUGGACCUCACGAGGAGAGUAUCUCGGCUGGCAACACAAAAUGGCCCAUCAACAUUGUCGUCCACGACAUUGAAGACUACAAGACUAUUGAUGAGCGCAAGGCUGUCAUGACCAAGGCCCUCGAAGAGGACUGGGAUGAGACCACGCCCGAAGCCGAAGUUAGCAAGCGUCCCUGGUACGGCCGUUGUGUGUUUGAGACAGACAACAACGUCUGUGACGAGCAGUUUGUCACCAUCACAUGGCCCGAAGGCAUCAAGCCUGCCAAGCGCAUCACCUUCCACAUGGUUGCUCAGACCAAGAAGAUCUGCCAGCGCUUCUCCAACUUCUAUGGCGACAAUGGCGAGAUCUACGCUGAUGGCGACAAGAUUGUCGUGGAGAACUUUACCACUGGCGAGACAAAGACAUAUACUCCUGAAGCCGAGUCGGCAGGUCACGGCGGCGGCGACAAGGGCCUGACAAGCCAGUUUGUCAAGGCUGUCGACCAUGUCAAGAACAAGGGCUGGGAGGCGCAAAAGGCGCAAAACGAGUUCAUCGGCUGCACACUAGAUGAGGUGCUCCGCAGUCACGCCAUGGUAUUUGCUGCUGAGGAUGCUAGAUUGAACGACAAGGUCAUCAACUGGCAGCAGUGGUGGGAUGCCGAAGUUGGCGCCGCCAUGGAGACGAAGGAAUAGACUAUGUCAUCGACAUGACUUAUUAAUAAUGUUAAUGCAAUGAUAAUUU